GCGCUACGCCUCGCGGUGCGCAAGUGCUAAGAGAGCUGAGGGGCAGGCAUGGCGGCGGGCCUGCUGCGGGGCUUGCCAGUGGCCGGAGGAGGCGAGAGUAGCGAUAGCGAGGACGAUGGCUGGGAGAUUGGGUAUCUGGACAAGGCGUGUCAGAAAUUAAAAAGGCCAUUUCCCACUGAAGAAAAGAGUGAAAUGUUCAAGAAGGCAUUGACUACCGGAGAUAUUUCCUUAGUAGAGGAGCUUCUAGAUUCUGGUAUUGACAUAGAGUCUAUCUUUUGUUAUGGAUGGACUCCUCUUAUGUAUGCUGCUAGUGUUGCCAACAUAGAACUGGUUCGGGUCCUUUUGGACAGAGGUGCUAAUGCAAGCUUUAAUAAAGAUAAGCAAACUAUUUUGAUAACUGCAUGUUCUGCUCGUGGCUCAGAGGAACAAAUCUUGAAGUGUGUAGAUCUGUUACUUUCAAGAAAUGCUGAUCCAAAUGUUGCUUGUAGGAGACUUAUGACUCCAAUCAUGUAUGCUGCACGUGAUGGUCACCCUCAGGUUGUUGCUCUCCUUGUUGUUCAUGGAGCAGACAUUAAUGCCCAGGAUGAGAAUGGUUACACUGCUUUAACAUGGGCAGCACGUCAGGGUCAUAAAAAUGUAGUUUUAAAGUUACUCGAACUUGGAGCUAAUAAAAUGCUACAAACCAAAGAUGGAAAAACACCAAGUGAGAUUGCAAAAAGAAAUAAACAUCUUGAGAUCUUCAGCUUUCUUUCUUUGACUUUGAAUCCAUUGGAAGGAAAGCUUCCACAGCUAACUAAAGAAGAGACUAUUUGUAAACUAUUGACAGCAGAUUCUGAUAAAGAAAAGGAUCACAUAUUUGGUUCAUAUACAGCAUUUGGAGACCUGGAGAUAUUUUUGCAUGGUCUUGGACUGGAACAUAUGACAGACUUACUAAAGGAAAAGGAUAUAACUUUAAGACACCUUUUGACCAUGAAAAAAGAUGAGUUUACAGAGAAUGGAAUUAGCAGUAAAGAUCAGCAGAAAAUUAUAGCUGCUCUUAAAGAAUUGGAGGUAGGAGAGAUAAAUUAUGCAGAUUUACCUGAUGUGGCAAAGUUGGAAAUCAGUGGUGAUGAGUUCCUCAACUUUCUUCUAAAAUUAAACAAACAGUGUGGCCAUUUAAUAACAGCUGUACAGAAUAUCAUUACUGAGUUACCUGUAAAUUCUCACAAGAUAGUACUAGAAUGGGCUUCUCCCCGGAAUUUCACUUCAGUUUGUGAAGAACUGGUUAGUAAUGUUGAAGCUUUGGGUGAAGAGGUCUGCAAAUUGAAAGACUUAAUUCAGAAGUUGCAAAAUGAACGAAAAAAUGAUCCAACUCAUAUACCAUUAAUGGAAGAAAUAUCUACAUGGAAGAGUAGAAUUUUGAAGAGCACAGCUAUUACAGUAUGCGGAUUUGGGCUGCUUCUUUUUGUUUGCAAGAUGACUUUCCAAAGAAAAUAACCCUAAUAUUUACGUUAUGUAGGUACAUCCUAUUUAAACUGCCCUAGCAUUGCUGUUAGUCUUUAGUGGCACAGCAUAACUUUAAAUUCUUUGCUCAUACUCCACAGGAAAACUUAGGAUAAAAUAAAGCA
This is a messenger RNA of Heterocephalus glaber (naked mole-rat), 1607 nucleotides long. RefSeq names its product ankyrin repeat, SAM and basic leucine zipper domain containing 1 (gene Asz1). Gene Ontology annotation, molecular function: protein binding. Lineage: Eukaryota; Metazoa; Chordata; Mammalia; Rodentia; Bathyergidae. The record is from RefSeq and is a predicted model, not a curated record. Gene Ontology annotation, cellular component: pi-body.